Molecule: messenger RNA, 9126 nt
Organism: Thelazia callipaeda (thelaziosis nematode)
Lineage: Eukaryota; Metazoa; Nematoda; Chromadorea; Rhabditida; Thelaziidae
Source: the annotation of a GenBank genome assembly
AAGUCCAUGAAUGAUUCUUGGGUACUAUUUCGAUGCAUAAAACCAGAUACUCAUUUCCAGAGAAGUUAUGUUCAUUUAAUGGACGUUCAUCAAAUUUUACCGGGUGCUCUCAAUAGAGGAGACGAAGUGUUCAGCGUUGGUGCAGUUGAUGGCUUUAAUUUUACGGUUUGCGCAGUUGGCACAAAUAUUGUAAUAUUAUCCUCCUCUUUUGAACGUGUACAAGUCAUUACUCCUGUAAACAAUGCCGAAGGACUACUUGUGAGAUGUGUAGCAGCAUGUCGCGAAACUGGAAAGAUCGUGGCAACUUGCAGUAGUGUAAUACGUAUUUAUGAUCCAGUUGUGCAAGCUGAAGACAGGAUAAACGCUUUCACGUAUCGUUGGUCCGAAACAUCUAGUUUUCUUUUGGAUUAUCCCGUGGAUAAAGUCGAGUGGAGUUUACAAGGCCUGCGGUUGUUGUUAUGUUGUGGUAAUGAGCUUCAUUUGUAUCAAAAUUCUCUCCUUUCUACAGCUUUGACUGCCAAGUCAAAUGUGCCUGUAACAUUUGGAAUACAUGAAGAGGUUCAUAAUUUUGUUAAUUUCAAUUUAUUUUUAAUUGUGUUUCUCGGAUUCUUCAAAAUUGUGAAUUAUUCUCAGGAAACUGAAACAGAAAAUGGAACGCAAUCUUGGGAUUGCAUCUGGUCUCAAAAGUUAGCGACAAAGCCAAAGUUUAUGGCUAGUUCUUGUGAUGGAGUUUAUUUUGCUACGUGUGGCAUUUCAGAUUGUAUGGUAAAAAUAUGGUAUCAGAGAGAAAGUAGAAGUACUAAACGGUCCAAUAGGUUGGAAGAUGGUCAGGAAUUCUUAUUUGGUUUUAGUUAUGUUCAACAUCCAGAACCAGUUGCUGGUUUUGAAUGGCGAAAAGUUCCUCAUUUGAUGCCAAAGCAGUAUGUUCAAAAUGUGUUGCUGACUUGGUGUGAAGAUAAUACGGUGCGGGUUUGGAAAGAACCUACUACAGAAUCUUCUGAUUUCCAAAUUAUGAAAAGUGUAGCAGAAGUAGCUUGCCUUGAAAGAAAUCUGCGAAGUGAACACCGAUCAAAAAAUCAUUCUAUCCGAAGUACUCGAAUAAAGAUCAAAGCAUUGGUCAAGAAAAUUUUAGAUAGAAGAAAGCAUACAAAUGGAAUGGUGCAGUUGUCGAGAACUUUUUCUAAAAAUGCAUCGCUGUGUGAAAUUGCAGCUGGAAAGCAUGCUGAAUGGAGUCCUAGUUUCUAUCUAUGUUCCACCAUAAAUGCUCAAAACGGCAUGUUAUUUAUUUGUUGUGACAGUGCAGCUUUCAAUAAUAAUAAAACUCAUGUUGAUCACUGCAAUGUUAAUAAUAUUUCAGACUGCUUUCUUGUUCCCACGUUGGAAACUUCUGCAGAACAAAGACCAUUUGUGGUUCACUGGUUGAACAAUAAGGAGAUUGUUUAUGAUAUUGGUAUCGAGAAAGUUAUGGUUGAUGCGUUGUCCUCCGACUUCUCUAUGGAAUUCUCUAAAACGGAAACUUCUAUCGAAAAUCUAAUUGAUUUUAGUUCUGAAAAUAUGUCGGAAAUUCAGUAUUCGGUUCCUGAGCUUUUAUAUGAGAGUAAAGAAUCCCAAAUUGAAGGUGCUAAAAAUGUAGUAAUCGGUACUUCGGAACAAGAGAAGAUAUUGGAAGGAACAUUGGACAGUGCAUUUUCGACAGAUUCCAUGGAUUUCAAACUGGAUAUGCUUGUACGAGAAUGGAAGAAGUCCAGUGAUAUUUUGUUUGCCGUGCACCCUGCUGAUGGCAGCUUAUUAACUUGGACUAUGGAAUGGAUUGAUGAUCCCUUCAGACAACCCACUCUUAGUUUCACAUCGCGAUUCCCAUCUGCAUUUUCACUUUCGGAUUCAAUUUCUCUGAAUCCUUCAUUAUGUGUGUAUUAUCCUCAUGAUUUUCUUCAUGUUCAAUUUGCUCAGAAGAAUAUUUCUUCUGCUGUUUUGAAUCGUGCAGGACAAGGAUUUCCUCGUAUGGUUGAGCAAAGAAAUGUAAAUUUGCUGUAUUUGUUGACUCAUCAUAAUAACGGUUCUUUGAACAUGUGGAGUUUAACUAUGGAAGAUAAUGGAAAAUUCAAUACGAUUGUGAACAUAUUGCAUACUUCGAGAAUGUGUGGUCAUCGUUAUAAAAUUUCGCAGGUCUUUGCUCAUCCGAUGCUUCCUUUGAUGCUCACUACAAGUCAUUAUAAUCACAUGACACAGGGUUCAGAACAAACAGGGAAAGCAGAGUUAAUAUUAUGGAGGGUUACUCCUGUAGGACCGCUCUGUAAACGAGGUGGCGUUCGAGAACUUACACGAAUGACGAGCAAUUCAUCUGACUCAUUCAAAGCUGUUACAUGGUUACCGGCAAUUUUCUCGGGUUCAUUACUGGGGACACUCUCUACUCCAUCAAGCUCUUUUUUUGUGGCUAAUUGCUCUGGAAAUUUCAAUAUUUACCAAGCUAUUGUUGAUGCUGCCGAUUUCCUUGCAGAAAGACAUUCUAAUGGAGGGAAAAAUGUUUCUCCAUUUGAAAGCAACAAUUCAACUAAUGAUAAUACGAUAUUUGAAACUGGAAAGAAACAAAGCCUAAAAGAAAUGUAUAAGCUUGUUUCCACGCAGUCAUCAUCUAAACCUGGUUGUAUACUUUUACUGUCAAAAAUCGAAGUUGCUUCGCAUAUGGAUAACAUAUUACUCCAUGCUUUUAAUGAGUCUCUAUUGAAUUCUGAAAGUGCUGUAUUUGGUUUCACGAACGCUUCACGUAAUUCACUCGUUGGGCAAGCAACUGUCGAUCGUUAUUAUUUGGCAUCCUUUGAAAGAUCGAAAACAGAAGAUGGACUGUUUGUAACAAAAGAUGAAAAGACGUUGGAAUUAAAAGAUUCUCCAUGUACUUUCAAUGUUAAUGCAGAUGAAAAUUUUCACAGCAAAUUGCAAUUGAUAACGAAACUAGUUUAUGAUGACUACAUCCUGUUGCCUGAUGGUGUUACUGUUAUAUCAGUGGAACCUUCAGCGGGCCAUUUACCUUCAUUAAAUCUUUAUCACUCAUGUAAAGCUCCUUAUCAUGUAAUGUUAGCAUGUAGCGAUGAUAAUAUUCGAUUUUACGAGUGUGUCAGAAAUAUUGCUAGUAAUGGAUCGGUAACAUAUAUUUGGAAAAUGUGGGGAAUGAUUAGUAAUAACAUGGAUUCGUGCAUAGAAAUGGACGGUCAGAUCCUUUCUUUGUCAGCAGCUCAUAGCACUCGAUUUGCUUGUGCUUACUUGCCUGAGGGUAUUGCAAACACAGCUUCAGUAAACCACAUAAAAGUUGGUGUGUUUGAAUGCGAAUCGUCUGGUGGGGUUGAGUGGCUUAGAGAAGAUACAGUUAUUGUGAAUAUGCAACAAAAAUUCAGGGGAGUUUCGUUCAUCAUAAUACUUUUAUUUCAUUUUCCAGUCAAUAAUGUUUGUUUAAAAUGGGUUUCGACCGAAGACGGCUCGCAUAUUUUAACAGUAGCGCUCGGUAUUUAUGUGUUUUUAUAUACACAAGUUUCACAAGGGGCCGCUCAAAGAAAUAUUGUCAUGAUGAAAGAACAUGACACACAUCGUCGAGCUCCUUUGAGAAAAACUUCUUCACUCGCAAACCCAACAACUAUAUCUACUCGUCUGGUACGCUGGCUUUGCAUACGAUUUUUGGAAUUGCAAUCAGCGGACGAUUUACCACCUUUGCCAACCACUUUAGGCUGGGUUCGUGACGGUUUGUUGGUGAUUGGUAUGCGUAGCGAAAUGCGUUGCUACAGUCAGUGGAAUUUCAGGACAGAAUUUUUGAAAAAUGGCGAACUGGAAGAAAUUGCAAGAAAAGAUCUUUCAAAACGUAAACCACCGAGUCAGCUUGCACUUGCUAAUUUGGGUAUCAGUCAGUCGCAUUCAACAUUAGAUCAGUUGUCAAAAAAAUCUAAACAAGAAACCCUUCCUUUGAAUAAACAAAAAAUGUACAAGAAUCUGCUGCACAGAGUUUAUACAGCUCCGUACGACUUGCAAACACUGUUGUUGAAAGACGAACAUGUACUAGAAGCCAUUAGCGACGAAGGUUUAUUUGAAGCUGCUCGUUUGGCUAGUCCAAUCUUGCCUCAGUACCAUCCAAAAUUGCUCAUUGAACUCUUAAAUUCAGGGAGAACAGGAGUAGUUAAAGCAAUAUUGUUGCACGUUUUGAACUGUUUAAAGCAACUGAAUGUAUCGAUAUCAAAUCCGUUGUCACGUGCGUCGUCUGUUCGUAAAAUGUCAUUAACCGAUGCUGACUUGAAAAUGGAAGGUUCGGGACAAGAUAUUGCACGAGGCCUCUGUGAUACUUUUGAUGAUUCGAAUUUAGAAUAUGAAGAGCUUGGUGGUAUUCCUCCAUUAUCACUUCAUACUUUGUUAUUUCCGUGUGAUUCGUCUUCUAUUGACAAAGAGAAAGUGUCGGAAAAAGUACAAAGUGGACAUAUUUCACUUUUUGAUGAGCCAUGUGAUGACAGUGGUUCAGAUCGUUCAUGGGAUAUUGACAGUGAAUCAAAGAAAUCUCGCCAUGAUUCAUUAUCUUUAGAUGAUACACAACCGCAUCUUUUGUCGAUAAAUUUCACUGCUAAACACAACCGUUUACUGACAGAGUUUCUUACACACAUUCACUUACCAGGUCUAUCAAGUGUAGACCAAGUGCACUUAUUAUCGAUUUCUGACACAUUGAGUCAUUUCUCAUCAAAUGUAAUGGAUAAAGUGACGCAAGCAAAUGCAGCCUUCCAUACUGCUCAGCCCCGAAUAGUAAGCGAUGUAGCAAGUGGUUAUGCUACACCUACAGCAGGGUUUGAAACCGUUGACGAAUGUGGUUUAAGAUAUCUAAUGGCCAUGAAACAACAUGAAUACUUAUUAUUAUGCUUACCACUACAGCAGAAGCAUAUUCUUCGUUCGAGAGGAUUAUCACCGUCGCAGAUUAUUUGGGCUUUACAUUCAGAAACCGAAACGGAACUGCUCAAUGCACUUCCCUGUCUUCAGAAGUCCUCAUUGUCAUGGGAUGAGUUGAGAUCAUCGGGAGUUGUUUGGUGGUUGAAAAAUACAUCAUCCUUACGUAUGAUUAUUGAAAAACUGGCAAAAGCGGCGUUUCAAAAAAAGCAAGAUCCUCUCGACGCAUCGCUUUAUUAUCUUUUGAUGAAGAAAAAAAAUUUGUUGACUCAUUUGUUUAAAACAGUUAAAGACACCAAAAUGCUGGAGUUUUUUUUGCACGAUUUCAAUGAAGAAAAAUGGAAAAAGGCAGCUCUGAAAAAUGCGUUUGUGCUUAUGGGAAAGCAACGUUUUCAGCAUGCUGCUGCAUUUUUUUUACUAGCUGGUUCAAUUAAAGAUGCAUUACAGAUAGUAGUGAAUAAAUUACAAGACUUGCAACUUGCAAUGGUAAUAGUUCGACUCUAUGAAACAGACUACGAAGAACAAAGUAAUUUAUUAAGGGAGUUGCUCUGUCGGGAAAUUUUCGGCGCUGGGAUCGUGGAUUUAAAGGAUUUUGAUAAAAUGCCCAGCGCACACAGAAACCCGUUUGUGAGAUCAAUGGCUUAUUGGCAUUUGAAAGAGUAUGUUCGAGCAGCAAAUACAUUGGUUGAUGAGGCAGGUCGCGUUCAUUUAGAUGCUUCCACGGAAUAUUCUUUGUCAGAUAUAUUUAAUUUCUAUUCAUUCAUUCGCACUCAUCCUCUCGUUAUCCGGCAAAGACUUGUGAAUACGGGAAUUCAGAUAGGUUCCACUGAAAAGUUUUUAGCCGUUGCGAAGUAUUUUGCAUCAGUAAUUACACCUCCAGAACGGAGAUUGUAUUUCCGAACUGCAAGUGCUCAUAUGGCAUCGGGAUGUCCUUUGCUUGCUCUUGAUGUGUUGACACGCUUGCCUAAAAACCUCACUGCAUCUGAAUUGUCAUUUUUACUUCCUACUAUCGUCAAGCAUACUAAAUCACAAACAGUGAAAAAUGAAGGUCAAUCGAACAUAAUGAAUUUGAGUGUACCAAUAUAUACUUUAAUCGAUCAAGAACUGAACUUGCAUUUAAAUGAUUCGGAAACAGGAAACGAAGUUGUGACGCAGGAAAAAAGCAGUAGAGAAGUUCUACUGAAAGAUUUGGACAAAGACGAUAAAAAUAGUGUAACAAUGGAUGUGAUUGCUUACCAUAUGAAGUUUAUUGUUACAUUACGACUCUUGAUUGAAGAGUUAUCAGUCUUAGCAAAUGGUUUUGAAGUGGAUGGAAGACAGUCUCGUUAUCAAUUGCAUAACUGGCUAGAACUAAGCGUGAAUGUGUUGAGAAAUAUUUGUGAUUAUCGUUCCGAUUACAAUAAUUGGAAGCUUUUUGGUAUUGUCCAAAAUGAAGAUAAAUUCAGUGGUGGCAUUAAAGCCCUUCAUUCGGAUGAAUUGGAAAAGCCGUGCAACCUGAUGCAGUGCAUUUUACGCCGCAGGAGAUGGUUACGUUCAAAUCAGAAGUUUCUACGCAUUUUUGUGUCUUAUUGCGCACUGCAUAAUUCUCAAAAUCAUCGUCUAACUGCUGCAUUAAUGGAAUUGCUAUUGUUAUUAAUGGAAAUACAAGGGGAUGAAAAGUUAUUGAAGCUUUCAGAAGAGUCUAUGGCAGUGGUACAUUCAUUUCCACUUUUUAUUUCUUAUCUUUCACCAUAUAAAUCAUUCAUGUCAUCGCCGCUCACCUUUAUUAAAAGUCUUUGCUCAGAUAUCUUGCUUUCAAUUACUGACUUAUGUGAACCUCCAUUGAUCAAUAGUUCUUUGCCUAAGGUCUACAAACUCUACAGUUUAUGCCAGGGUUUGUCUUCAUGUCUAUUCCAAUCUCUUUGCAACCUCAAUGAUGUUGAUGCCGUGCAGCAAUCGGGAAUUGUGUUACGGUUCGCAAGAGUUGCAAUGAAUGAUGAUCCCAAAGUUACAACGUCUCCUCUAAAUUGGCCAGGAAUGAGCAGUCCGAUGGCUCCUUUUUAUGAAAACGACGAAGCUCCACAACUUAGGAUUCUCCUGCUCGAAAUUUAUAUAGCUGUAUUUGUUUCCCUUUUUGCAUAUGGACUUGGCACUUAUGAUGCGCGGUGGUUGUUUCGUUUAGCAGCCCACAGUAUUGAUACUAAUGAAUUUGCCAUUUUAUUUGGUGGAGGUGGUGGUGUGAAACACAUUGUCGAAUCAUCGAGUACUUUGGACAACGAAACGGACUCAAAGAGCAUUGCAAGCAAUCUUUCAAUCAAUUCGUCAUCAUUCCAUUCUAAAUUCAAAGCCAAAAUAAUGGGAGUUGAAGGAUCAGCUAUUAUUUCAUGUGAUAAUAUUUCAACAAGUAAUUCAAGAUAUGAAAAGUGCCACCAUAUACCUCAGUGGAUACCACCUAAAAAGAGUAUAGUGCAAUUUUUUGCUGAAAAGCCCAAAGUACCAUUUGAAAUUCUGCAAACAGAUUAUGAUUCUGAUGAAGAACAAGAUGAAUCAACUGUGGAGUUAGAAAAUUUGCAAAAGGAACAGCACAAUGAUUCAGAAGGAUUUGCUUGGUGGAUCUUGCGUUUAGCUCUUACCCAUCAGCUGUUACAUCGUAUGAAGUCUUUUUUAAAACUUGCUGGUUUAGAAUAUUCAGAACUACCAGCUUUGUCUCCUCGUGCAAAUGCUGUGUUUAAACUUAUCGAAAAUUGGGCAAGAAUCCUUGAACAACAACUAUAUGCAAUGCCUGAUAGAUGUCCUUCUGGCUUACUUCCAAAUUUAUUAGCUGUAAAUGAUGAUGUCAGUGCAGUAUCAUCUUUAAAAAAAUACGAUGUUUUAAUGGAAAGAAACAACACGCCUUUUGAGUGUGCAGAUCCAUCUGCAUUACCAGUCAAGAGAAUUUGGCUGUACCUUAUUCACCAAGAACAUAUUUUACCUCUCUUCGUUAAGCACAUUUUCGGCUACAACGAUAAGCAGAACAGAAGUGGCGAGCGGGAAAGUAAUGUCGAACCUCUAAUCAAAGGUGUUGAAAAUGUAUUCAAAAUUGUGCAAAGGGAUCAUGAACCUAUAGCGGCAUUUUGCUGUAGUGAGGCGAAACCUGGCUUUUUGGUAGUUUCAAAUGCUCGCGAACUGCAAGAAAUAGAUCUCUCAGCAUUGUUUGAUGGAACAAACAGACUAAAAUUGCCUUUCUGGAUGUUCAAUCGAGCAGAAUUUGAUGUUGCACUUGAUGAAAGAAAAAAAGAUUUAAAAGAUAAUGAUGAUUAUCAACUGUUGGUUGAAAGUGGACGACAAGUUGCCACUAUAAACUCUGUUUAUAAAAGACAAGUUAGUGGGAUACGGCGAUUAGAUCCUCACCCAACAUUACCAUAUUAUAUUAGUGGGUCAUCGGAUGGAUCAAUACGGUUAUGGGAAUGGGGAGUUGGACAACCUCUCUUCACUCCUCGCAUAGCUGGACAAUAUGCUAAGGUGACGAAAAUAUUGUUCUGUAGUAAUGGUAGCAAAUUUGCGUCUGUUGAUAGUGAUGGAAUAUUAUGUUUAUGGCAAGCAAACCAGGGAUUGCCCGUCAAGAAACCUUUCUUUAAUCAGAAAUGUCACUCAAAAUUUGCAUCAGAUGUGCAAUUUUUGGGUCCCACAUCUUCAAUUCUGGUUACUGCUGGUUUGGGUUUAAUGGAUGAAAACAUCAGUAUUUGGGACACUUUAAUGCCACAUUCAAAAUCACUUAUUCAUUCCUGGACUGCACAUCCAGAAGGAGCAACAUCUGUUAUAUACUUGUCAUCGCAACAGAGCAUAGUAUCUGGUGGACGACACGGAGAAUUAUGUAUAUGGGACUUCCGGCAACGGCGGUUGCGUACAACUGUCAAGAGUUUUGAUAAUUCUGCUGUGAAAUGCCUUGUAAGCGAUCCAUUUCAACAAAUCAUUGUCGCUGGGUCAAAUGAUGGGGACAUAAAGGUGUGGAGCACUGAUCUCGCACCGAAUCUUGUGGCUGCACUUGACAGUGAACAUGUUGCUCGAGGAGGGUUUAGUUUGCGCCAGGUUGCUUCGACGGUACAGGGUAUACAGCAAUUAUACAUCGAUCCCAAAAUCCGUCUUUAUUCAUGUGGUGCUGAUUGCUCCUUAAAAAUACGGUCUCUCCGUAGAAUCGUUGCUUUUAUUGUAUAUAAUGUUUCGGCAAAUGAAGACCAGAAGCAUCAAGGAGAGCGGUAA